UGGUCGUAGAACAUUUUUUCCAUUACGCUUGACGUCUCUCUCUCUCUCUCUGCAUUAAAACCCACUACCGUCUCUUCAUUUCAGCGUCGUCUUUCGUAAGAUUUCUCAGAAAGCACAGAAGAAAAGAGAAAUGGUGAGCCUGGAACGGACUCCCACAUGGGCAGUGGCGACAGUGUGUUUUUUGCUGAUUCUGAUAUCCAUUUGCACAGAGUAUUUGCUUCAUUUCCUUGUGAAACGGUUUUUGAGCAUGAAGAGGAGAAAAUCACUAAGGCGGGCUCUGGACAAUAUCAAAUCGGAGUUGAUGCUUUUGGGAUUCGUAUCGCUGUUAUUGACGGUGAGCGAGAAAGCAAUUGCUAACAUUUGCAUCCCUAAGAGUUCGAAUAAAAUAUUUCUACCCUGCCCGACUACGAAUUCGGCCACUUACUUCGUGGAAGAACCCAAGUGUGAUUCACAGGCCAAAGCCUCGUUAAUAUCUAGAGACGGUGCAAAGCAAGUCAAGUAUUUGAUCAUCUGUUUAGCCUUUGUUCACAUCUUUUCCAGUCUCCUCACCUACAGUCUUGGAAUCGCCAAGAUGAGGAGAUGGCAGUACUGGGAAGCAAAAACCAGAACGUUGGAGUAUCAAUUUACAACCGAUCCAAGAAGAUUUCAAUUUGCUCGUCAAACAUCCUUUGGAAGGAGGCAUCUAAAAUUCUGGAGCGACCAUCACAUUCUUCGAUGGCCGGCCUGUUUUCUUAGACAAUUUUAUGAAUCUGUCUCCGCAGCCGAUUAUCUCACUCUUAGACAUGGUUUCAUUGCGGCCCAUCUUGGGGAAGGGACCAACUUUGAUUUCCAAAACUAUAUUACAAGAGCUCUAGAUAAUGACUUCAGCGUUGUUGUGGGGAUCAGUUGGUGGGUUUGGAUUUUUUCUGUUAUCUUCAUAUUCUUCAGUGCACAUGGGUUUCACAGCCAUCUAUGGCUUCCCUUUAUUCCAUUAUUAAUGCUUUUGUUGGUUGGGACAAAGCUACAAGGCAUCAUGACUGAGAUGUGCUUGGACAGCCAUGGGAAGUCCCAUGUCGUCCGAGGAACUGUGCUCGUUAGGCCCAGUGACCAAUAUUUUUGGUUGGGCCGGCCUAAGUUGCUUCUGUAUUUCAUACACUUCAUUUUCUUCCAGAAUUCUUUUCAAUUAGCAUUCUUUGCAUGGGCAUGGCUGAAAUUUGGGAUGAGAUCGUGCUUUCAUAGAGAGAUUUCAGAUUGGGUAAUAGGAGUUGCGGUGGGUGUGCUGGUGCAGUUCAUUUGUGGCUAUGUCACUCUGCCUCUCUAUGCUCUGGUGGCUCAGAUGGGGAGCUCGAUGAAGAAAACGGUGUUCACGGAGGGGGUAGUUGAAGGGCUGAGGAAAUGGAAAGGGAGAGCGAAGAAAAGGGUAGCUCGAAGAAGGCAAAGAGGGCGCCAUGGGUGCGACUGCAACUUCCCGCAUUCGUCGCCGCGUGCAUCAGUUGACGCGGGGGUUGACUCGCCACCUUCUUUCAGACUUGAGGCAGCGGCAAUGGGAAUGGCAUCUGUGGAUUGUGGUCGUUUACAAGGGGCGGGUGGGAACAAUAAACAUUAUAAUACUUGUUCGGAUUCUGCUGCUCUUUCAAGUUGUGAUGAUGAUGAUAAGCUAAAAGGCAAACGACCAGUUGACGAGCCGGAUCACAAGGCCAGCUCCUUUGAUGGCUUUGACUGGGCUACCAAAAUACACCGCAAUUUUUCACGACAUGCAAUGUAGCACGUGCUCUAUUUCAAUUUAAAUAUUACUUUUUUUCUUUUUUUC
Molecule: messenger RNA, 1789 nt
Organism: Cucurbita maxima (winter squash)
Lineage: Eukaryota; Viridiplantae; Streptophyta; Magnoliopsida; Cucurbitales; Cucurbitaceae
Product: MLO-like protein 12
Exons: 14
Coding region: 131-1744 (537 amino acids)
Biological process (GO): defense response
Cellular component (GO): membrane
Source: RefSeq, a predicted model, not a curated record